AUGUAUCCAUCAUAAACGUCAAAAGUUAACAGUAAAGCAAAAAUAAUACAGCAACGCGUGUUUUACAUUGCUCGUGUUUUCUUAUCGAAUUCUCCAAGAAAAUGCUUCGUCGUCAAGCUCGGCUUCGCCGAGAGUACCUUUAUCGGAAAGCCGUCGAAAAUAGACACAAGUCGCUGCAGGAUAAAAAGGAGAAAAUAAAAAGGGCUCUCGAAGAUCACACACCGAUUCAUGGCGAUUUGAAGAAAGAUGCCCUCACGUUGCAAGAUAAACUAAAAUGGAACGACGAAGGACCAAAACGGGCUGUGGAAAUCGCUGGAGUCAGUGGCGGAGCUAACACUGCAAACUCUCAGGAUGAUGAAUAUCGAUACGCAGGCUGUGAAGAUCCGAAAAUUAUGAUUACCACCUCUCGUGAUCCAUCAGCCAAAUUGAAGCAAUUUGUGAAGGAAUUACGAUUGGUAUUUCCCAAUGCUCAAAGGAUGAAUCGAGGUAAUUUUGAAAUGAAGCAAUUAGUGCACGCUUGCCGAGCAAACAAUGUGACAGAUUUCAUAAUAGUUCAUGAGCAUCGAGGUGUACCGGAUAAUCUUAUCAUAUGUCAUUUACCAUACGGGCCCACUGCAUCGUUCAAUCUGUCGGAUGUUGUGAUGCGACAUGACAUAGUUGACAUCGGACCAAUGAGUGAACAAAAACCACAUUUGAUUUUCCAUAAUUUCAAAACGAAGCUAGCUGAGAGAACAAUGUCUAUCUUGAAAUAUUUGUUUUCAGUGCCGAAGGCAGACUCGAAACGAGUUAUGACUUUCGCUAACCAUGACGAUUACAUUAGCUUUCGUCACCACACAUUCAAAACCGUAGAAAAGGAGUUGGUGCUAACUGAGGUUGGGCCUAGAUUUCAACUGAAGCUAUAUCAAAUUAAAUUGGGAACUUUGGAUGAACUUGAUGCUGCCGACACCGAGUGGGUUUACAGACCUUAUAUGAAUACAGCUGGCAAAAGAAGGUUUUUGUCUGACGAUGAUGGAUGGCAACAGGAUGAUGAUGUCUAAUAAAAGUUAUUUUUA
Molecule: messenger RNA, 1052 nt
Organism: Wyeomyia smithii (pitcher-plant mosquito)
Lineage: Eukaryota; Metazoa; Arthropoda; Insecta; Diptera; Culicidae
Product: U3 small nucleolar ribonucleoprotein protein IMP4
Exons: 1
Coding region: 102-1037 (311 amino acids)
Biological process (GO): rRNA processing
Cellular component (GO): small-subunit processome; Mpp10 complex; nucleolus
Molecular function (GO): rRNA primary transcript binding; snoRNA binding
Source: RefSeq, a predicted model, not a curated record